AUGGGGCUGUUGACCAUGGCUGUCUCCAUCAAGUCCUUGAGGCCGACCUGCAACAGUGAGACCUGCGGCUACGCGACGCCGUCGCAGGUCGCCUUCUUCUACGCCUCCCUGUACGUCAUGGCCGUCGGUGCCGGUGGAACCAAGCCCAACAUCUCCACCUUUGGCGCCGAUCAAUUCGACGACUUCGACCGCCACGAGCGCAAGCUCAAGGCGUCCUUCUUCAACUGGUGGAUGUUCAGCUCCUUCUUCGGCGCGCUGAUCGCCACGCUUGGCCUCGUCUACGUCCAGGAGAACGUCAGCUGGGGCGUCGGCUAUGGUAUUCCCACCACCGGCCUCGUCGUGUCGCUGCUCAUCUUCUACGCGGGCGCGCCGAACUACCGUCACAAGGCUCGGAAGGCCGAGAGCCCGGCCAGGGAGAUUGUUAAGGUUUGGACUACGGCCUUCGCGAACCGGCGGUUUGAACUCCCCGACGACCCGGUCGAGCUCUUCGAGCUCGAGCCCCGGCAUUACCUGCUCACCGGGAAGCGGCGACUGCAUCACAGUUCUUCCUUCAGGUUCCUUGACAGGGCGGCCAUCAAGGAAGGGGCGUAUCCCUGCACGGUGACGCAAGUCCAGGAGGCGAAGCUGGUGGCGGGCAUGACUCUGAUCUGGUUCGCUACCCUCGUCCCCAGCAUCAUCGCAGCGCAGGUCAACACCCUCUUCGUGAAGCAGGGAACCACCCUGGACCGCCAACUCGGCCAGGCCUUCCGCAUCCCCGCCGCCUCCCUCGGCAGCUUCAUCACCAUCUCCAUGCUCCUCGCGGUGCCGUUCUACGACCGUUACUUCGUCCCCUUCAUGCGGCGCCGCACCGGCAACCCUCGCGGCAUCACCAUCCUACAGCGCCUCGGCGUCGGCUUCGGCUUCCAAGUCCUCGACGCCCUCGUCGCCUACGCCGUCGAGCUCCGCCGGAUGCACGUCAUCAGAAAGCGCGCCGUGGCCGUGCCGGGGGACACCGUGCCCAUGAGCAUCUUCUGGCUGCUGCCGCAGUACGUCCUGCUCGGCGUCGGCGACGUGUUCAACGCCAUCGGCCUGCUGGAGUUCUUCUACGACCAGUCGCCGGAGAGCAUGCAGAGCCUGGGGACGACGUUCUUCACCAGCAGCAUCGGCGUCGGCAACUUCCUCAACAGCCUCCUGGUGACGGUGGUGGACAGGGUGACGAGGGCGGGCGGAGGGAAGAGCUGGAUAGGGAACAACCUCAACGACUCGCACCUCGACUACUACUACGCUUUCCUGAUGGCCAUAUCGGCCAUCAACCUAGCCCUCUUCCUCUGGGCGUCGAGCGAGUACGAGUACAAGGAGGAGGCGUUGGAGGUUACAGAGGCGAAGGUGGUGUGUGUGCAGAUGGAGGGCAUGCUCGUGGAUUCGCCUCCAGCUUCGUCGGAGGGUCGAGUGAGACAGUGAGUGCAAUUAAGCAGCAGGAGUUGCUUUAUUAGUAUGCAAUUCCACAUCGCACUCAACACUUGUUGCUUGGCUUUUAAUCCUUUUGUAAUUUCUCCUAUUAUUGUGAUUUACACUGAUAACGCAAUUGAGUAUUUUCUUUA
Messenger RNA from Musa acuminata subsp. malaccensis (wild Malaysian banana), 1580 nucleotides. NCBI's taxonomy places the organism in Eukaryota, Viridiplantae, Streptophyta, Magnoliopsida, Zingiberales, Musaceae. The record is from RefSeq and is a predicted model, not a curated record.